This is a messenger RNA of Chenopodium quinoa (quinoa), 1176 nucleotides long. RefSeq lists its product as uncharacterized. Lineage: Eukaryota; Viridiplantae; Streptophyta; Magnoliopsida; Caryophyllales; Amaranthaceae. The record is from RefSeq and is a predicted model, not a curated record. The coding region runs from base 1 to 1176 and encodes 391 amino acids. The transcript has 2 exons.
AUGGCAAACUUGGAAGCGAUUGUUCAUUUACCAACGUAUGUAGCACUGAAAGCAACAUACGGUGGUGCACCAUUCAAGUAUUUGGGCGUGGAAGAUGACGGCAAACUUGCGUAUACCACUAAUAAAGUGGUGAGUGAUCGAGCCAAGUUUGCCGUCGAGUCUGCCGGAGAUGGUAUAGUUCAUAUCAGAUCUUGCUAUAACAACAAAUAUUGGGUCAGGUCAUCGGAAAGCGAAAAUUGGAUAGUUGCAACAUCAAGAGAUGCGGUGGAAGACAAAAGGGCAUGGAAUUGUACAUUGUUUCGGGCCGACGUUAGUUACGACGGGAAGACAGUGAAGUUCGUUCAUAUUCAACUUGGAAUAAAUGUAGGGAGACGUGAUGUUGCUUGGGAUCGUGAGAUGUACUUGUGCUUGGAACCUCUUGCCACCACCAUAGACGUGUCUGCUGUGGUGGAUUACGGAACAAUUGUUAUACUUCCUCAAUAUGUUGCAUUUAAGGAACAAGAAGGUCUCUAUUUAAAGACUUCUCCGAUGCCAUGCGAAGUUCCGUACUUCAGUUCUAACGAUGUUGGGGAUGCAGGCAAUGCGUACGAAAUCUGUACCACUCGUGAUGGCCACAUCUAUGUCACGAAUGAUGAUGUUAAGAGUGGCCUUUAUUGGGAUGCGUUAUUUUAUCACAAUGAUGAUGUUAUCCGCAUCUUGCCUGAAAAGACAUUAAUUUGUGACACAAAGUGUUUGUUUUCAGUGUUUAAGGUCGAUGUCAAUACCAUUGCUCUUCGCCACCUAUACACCAACAACUUUUUAAAAAUGCAAAAGUGGGUGCCAGAAUAUGAUUACCUGAUCGCCUCUUCAGAAGCUAUAACAAGAGAGUGUAGAUUACAAGUGGUAGAGCCUGUACUUGCACGCGAAGUCAAUAUUUUCGAAUUUCAUCGGGAUAGGGCUAGGAUCUACGGUCGCAGGCCUCUCACAAUGGCCGAAGGAGUAUCAAACAACCCAACCGACCAUGAGCAAGAGUACACACUUCAGUUUACCUAUACGAAAACUAGUACCAAGACUUGGAAUACUAGUAAAUCUGGGGCUGUGACUACCAAAGCUAUCAUUACCGGUGGAGUCCCUUUCAUUGCAAAUGGGACCUUAGAGAUCGGUUUAGAGAUUAAGAUACAGUGCGAUUUGGGAUGA